Molecule: messenger RNA, 699 nt
Organism: Ornithodoros turicata
Lineage: Eukaryota; Metazoa; Arthropoda; Arachnida; Ixodida; Argasidae
Exons: 1
Coding region: 1-699 (232 amino acids)
Source: RefSeq, a predicted model, not a curated record
AUGUGGAGGCUCGACGCUAUUGGUAUUUCAGACCCUGGGGAACCGCCCAGAAAAGAGCCAACGGCGGUGGUGCAGUUCCGUGACGCUGUCUACAAGGACAAAGGGCGUUAUGUCGUGCCCAUCAUGCUAAAGUCUCAAGGCCACUUGCCAAGCACGAAUCGGACAGUUGCAGAAACGCGGCUUAUCCGUCAGCUACAACGCUUCCUGACUCAACCCGAAGUACUUCUGGGGUACGACAGGGUCAUCAGGGAGUACCCCAAAGAAGGCCAUGCAGAUGAAGUGCCAGCGAACAACGAUUCGAAAAUGGUAUACUGUCUUCCACAUCACGCAGUCGCACGUCGAGAAGCCGUCACCACGAGAGUUCGGGUCGUAUUCGACGCGUCUUCUCAUGAGCUGCGAAGUCCUUCGCUGAACGACGUGCUGGACGAAGAAGUGAAGCUCGGGGCAAAGUUGUUGCAGCUUCUGUUGCAGUUCAGAUGCGGCACAAUAGUCCUCACCGCCGACAUCUGCAUCAGGCCGGAAGAGCAGAAUCUUCUGCGCUUUCUCUGGUUUCAUCGCUUACCUGCAGCGACAGGACCUGGUUCUCCUUUUGUGUCCUCCGUCCGAGUGGACAGCGGAUCCGACGCCCGUUACAGCGACUGUACCCUUUGGAGGCAGACGCAACCAGCGCCGCGGGGGAGGAUGUUGAAGAUCGGUUGA